This is a messenger RNA of Scleropages formosus (Asian bonytongue), 1612 nucleotides long. RefSeq names its product zona pellucida sperm-binding protein 3-like. NCBI's taxonomy places the organism in Eukaryota, Metazoa, Chordata, Actinopteri, Osteoglossiformes, Osteoglossidae. The transcript is spliced from 8 exons. Gene Ontology annotation, molecular function: acrosin binding. The record is from RefSeq and is a predicted model, not a curated record. Gene Ontology annotation, biological process: binding of sperm to zona pellucida; positive regulation of acrosome reaction; egg coat formation. Bases 24 to 1421 code for a protein of 465 amino acids. Gene Ontology annotation, cellular component: extracellular matrix.
CUUUGGUUACUAACACUAGCGCAAUGGCUUCUUUGCAGUGGCUUGUGGGCCUCGCUUUGUUGGGUUGUUUGUGUAAUGGCCAGGUUUCCCAGCAGGGCAGUUUUCCCCAGCUGUCAAGUCAGGAGUCUUUGCUACAGACAGCCCACCGAGCUGCCCAGGGACAGUCCUCUCUGUUGGCAAGUGGGGUUCCUCAAAGGUACCCUUUUCCCCAGCAACCCCAAGGAGUGUCUUCUCCUCAGUUCUCUUCAAUGAGGCCAGUGCAGUUGGAUCCCCUGGUACAGAAUUCUAACCUUGUUGAGCCAGUGUUUGAGUUGCCUUACAGCCAGCCUUCUGUCCAGGUUGAAUCAGUAAGGCCAGUGUUGCCAGCUCACUACAGGCAGGCUUCUGCAGUUCUCCCGGUUCACGGAGGGCAGUCCUCGGCACCAGCUUCCCUGGUGCAACCAGCAGCCCAGGUUCCACUUUCUGUGAAAUCCCAGUUUCUGGCUCAACCUUCUGCAGUGAAGGUUGAAUGCAGGGAAGACUCGGUUUUGGUGGAGGUACAGCAGGACAUGCUGAGUAAUGGCCAGAUGAUCCAGCCAUCAGAAAUUACCCUUGGAGGCUGUGUGCCAGUUGGACAGGAUCCUUCCAGAGGGGUUCUGCUGUUCGUGUCAGAGCUACAUGGCUGUGGAAGUACGCUGACGGUGACUGAUUCCCUGAUCUACACUUUCACGUUGGUGUAUGUGCCCGAAGGACUCGGUUCCACCCCUAUUGUGCGGUCUCAUGGUGCAGUGAUUAAUGUUGAGUGCCAUUACUUGAGGAGGCUCAAUGUGAGCAGCAAUGCUGUGAUGCCAACAUGGGUACCCUACUCUGCCGCUAUGUCUGCUGAGGAGCGUUUGAUGUUUUCACUCCAGCUCAUGACUGAUAACUGGGAACUUGAGAGGGCUUCAAACAUCUACUUUCUGGGAGAUGUCCUGAACAUCGAGGCUUCUGUAGUUGUGGCCAACCAUCAGCCUCUGCGGGUGUUUGUGGAUAGCUGUGUGGCCACCUUGGAACCUGAUGUGACGUCUGUCCCUAGAUAUGCCUUUGUGGGGAAUUAUGGGUGCCUGACUGAUGCCAAGGUGACUGGAUCCCGCUCCCAGUUCCUCCCCAGGAAGCAGAUCAACAAGCUCCAAAUGCAACUGGAUGCCUUCAGGUUCUCGCAGGAGACCAGGAGCUCUAUCUACAUCACGUGCGUUCUGAAAGCAACCAUGGCUUCCAAAAGGGCCGACCCCCAGCACAAGGCUUGCUCGUAUUCCGUGUCCGCAAAUAGGUGGGGAUCUGCAGAUGGUGAUGACCAAGUAUGUGGCUGUUGUGACUCAUCCUGUAAUGUGAAGGGAAGAAAUGUAGCAGACUUCAAAGGAGAAGCUGUUGCUGGACCCAUCGUUAUUCGGGAUCACUAUUAGCCAUGCCAUGAGGAUGGCUGCUUUUGAGGGGAAACUGCACCAUGAUGCUGCUUGUACACUGCAGAGCUGUUGCAACAUCUCAAAGGAUCUGUCUUCACUGCCUGAACUCAAGGCUCAUGCAGUUCUGUGAAGUUGACUUUGCCUCUUUGUGCUGAUGGCAAAACUGAAUUCAGAAUAAAUCUUAACAAAAA